Messenger RNA from Physeter macrocephalus (sperm whale), 5025 nucleotides. RefSeq names its product carboxylesterase 4A. The record is from RefSeq and is a predicted model, not a curated record. Lineage: Eukaryota; Metazoa; Chordata; Mammalia; Artiodactyla; Physeteridae.
CAGGAGUCCUGAGGGCAGAUCACCUCCAUGUACUUCAACACACACAAAAAAUACAAGUGGCUGCAUUUCGGUGAGGACUGUCUGUACCUGAAUGUGUACGCGCCAGUAGGAGCGCUCGGGGACCCUCUGCUGCCUGCGAUGGUCUGGUUCCCAGGACACGCCUUCCUCGUGGGCUCCUCUUCCACGUAUGAUGGCUCCAAAUUGGCGGCCCGGGAUAAAGUGGUGCUAGCUCUGCACCACAGCCUCGGUGUCCUGGGCUUCCUUAGCACAGGCGAUAGCCAGGCCCGCGGGAAUUGGGCGCUACUGGACCAGGUUGCAGCUCUGCGCUGGGUGCCGAAGAACAUCGCAGCCUUCGGCGGAGACCCAAGCUGGGUGACCUUGUUUGGCCAGUCAUCAGGGGCCAUGUACAUCUCGGGACUGAUGACAUCACCCCUAGCCUGGGGUCUCUUCCAUCAGGCCGUUUCCCAGAGCGGCACCACAGCGCUCAGAGUCUUCAUCACUCCAUCACCUGGCUGAGGCCUAGCUGGGCUUGAUUCACCCCAGUGCCUGCAGGGGACCUUCUGCCCUGAGGAUCCAGGCUGGUCCAGACCUGCUUCUGAGGGUCCCUCAGUUCUCCCCUCCUCAGGCUUUCUCACAUUGGUCUGGGGAAGGGAGCUUCUCCAAACAGCCACCCAGAAGCUAUUCUUCCCCACAUUAGAGCGAGAGCAGCUGAGCGGAAGCCAGGGCUCAGUCAGGCUGCAGCAGCUGCGAGGAUCAUAAAGGACUUUGGGGAACGCUAGGACCUUCUCUAGAAAUUCAAGCAAGAACUCCGGUAGGCAGCCUGGAUGGUGAGCUGGGCCCCUGCCUGCCAUAUAGUCCCUGCCUCAUACCCUCCCCAUCUGCCCCGGAGGGUACCUCUCUUCCCGUCUGCUCCUCGCGAAUGGCACUCCUGGAUGAGGGGGUUGGAGAGGGCUACCCACUGCCCUGUCUUCACCCUGUCUUCAUGCCUUCGCUGGGAUCCCCCGAUGGCCACCCAGAGUCCUUCCUAAAUCCCCUGCCAGACCCUACCCCGCAGGGAGCGGUUCUCAGAACUGAUUAGAUCUUGGUGAAGACCCCAGGACACUUCUGUGGCUUUUCUCCAAGUUUACCUCGGCUCGCCCGGGCCACUAUGAGCACGGAGGCGCACCGCUGCAAAGCUGGCCUAGGAACCGGGCGCGCACACGCGUCUCCUGCGGGCCCCCGCGGCUCAGCUCGCCCCUUCCUCUCCUCCAACACCCCGAGAUCCCCACCCACUGAAGCAGCAAUUACCGGCCGUGGCGGCUGGGGAAGGGCCAAUUAGUGCGGGAGACGCAGCCCCUCGGCUGUGCCCGCGCUGACCGCAGCCCCGCAGCGCCGCCGCCGCCGCCGCCGCCGCCUUCCCUGCCCGGCAGACAGCGCCAGCCGCCUGGGAGCCCCGGGGGACGCGCCGUCCGGCCUCCCGCCAACUGCAGUGAUGGAUCCAGGCGCCUGGCGUGGGGCCAGAGCCCAGGCGGACGCGAGGGCGCCGGGAGCUGCAACUCGCCACCGCUGGCUGGUGGGGGAAGGCUAAAAGAAGAACCAGGCCCAGAGCUGGAGGACCAGUCCUGUAAGCCUGGGAGAGAGCACGGCCUCUACCCUGAGGUACUGGGGAGCCAUGGGAAGGACAUGUCCUGAUCAGGCUUAUCUUCCAGAAGGAGGUUACAGAGUACAGAGCAACUGGAGGAGGAGAUGGUAGAAGUGCGGAGGCCGGGGGAGGGUGGUGCAGAACUGGACAGGGAGUUCUGGACAUGGAACAGAGCAAACAAUUUCAUAAAGCGGAUGGGCGAGGUCAACUCGGAACAUCCCCUCUCCCCCAUCCACAGGUGGGCCCCUGGCUCAGAGCUCUCCCACCCAGCCCAGCCUGGGAACUCAUGUGAACCCUCCCCAGGACCUGGGGUAUCUCUGCCCCAACCAGGUGGGACCAGGUAAAGCCCCAAGAGGGAGUCCAGUCCAAGGUGAGGGCACAGGCAGGGCCAGGUGUUGCUGAGGAAGCUCCCCGCUCCACGCACCCCCCUCCCCCGCAUAAGCUAAUCAAGAUAGUACUGUAGCCUCCUGCCACUGACCCUCUAUCAUUGCAACGAUAGCUCUAUGGCCACGGGGGGUUGAGUUUGGGCCUAUUUGUCUGUGGGGCAAAUCAGAAGGGGAGGAAGGUCCAUGUGAGCCCUGAAAGAACUCAGAGGCUGAGAGCAGGUGGCCUCACGGAGCAGAGGUCAACAUAUCUCUUUCAGGCAGAGUCUGGGAGCUGUGUGUUCCUGUCUGGGCUUGUUCCUCUGUGUGUGUCCUCAAGCAAGCUACUUUGCCUAUCUAGGCCUGGUUUCUACUCUUCAGUGCCCUGGGAGCAAUCUCUGGGGUAGGACACUGCUCCAGCCCCGGGCCCUUCCAGUUAUGGUCCAGGACUCCUGUCUACCCCCAGCCUGUUCAGCCGUAGGUGCUAUGGAGGAGCAUGCCUGUGGCUUCACCAAGGAGUCACUGGGUGAUCAUUACGUAUCUUCCACUGUGAAGGAGCAAGGACCCUUUUGAAGGGGAGCCUGAAGGUGGAAGAAAAGCCUUUCAGGAAAUUAGCACUAGUGGCGGGAAACUUCAUCAAAAGCUGACAGAGGCUCCUGGUGCUGAUUCAUGUCUCUUGCCUAAGGAGCAGCUCUUCUGGCCUGAGGGAAGGUCUGGUAGCUUCCAGGGCCUUCCAAAGACCCCAGACCCAAGACUCCAAAACGCUGGCCCUGUUGCUGGGGCUCUCAUCAUCUGGUGGGGACACCACCGUGAGUUUUUUGCUCCUGAAUCAUGGGAUUCUACAGUGCUAGGAAAGGCUGCUGAUGGACAGGGCACUUGGGUUUGAAUACAACUGUUCCUUCUGCUGUGUGAUCUCAGACACUCGGUGGGCCUCUCUGAUCCUCUCUGCCUGGAGGAAUUCUGACCUUGCCUGCCUUCUAGGUGACCAAUACAUCUAUAAUACUCAGCAUAUCUGGGAAAAGAAUAAUUUUUCGAAGAGGGAGGAUGGAACCAUAUCCAAACAACUCUUGGUAGUGGGACCAAGGCAGCAGGGAAACAGUCUGGAUGUGGACCUCAUUAUUCUGGUGGCACAGACCUCCCCCCCACUUCCAGGUAUUAUGGAAGCCAGAAGAGCUGUUGCAAAGACACACCUCCAGGGAGCACCAUAUACCUGGUUUACAGUGUGAAUGAGCCCCAGGAUGUUACCUGAGCUGCAUGCCCUACCUCCUCUGAACUUGCCACCUACACACACGAGUACACCACCCAUGCCUCAGAGAAGGCUCUGAUGGGAUCUCUUGGUUACCACCUAACCCAAAGCAUCCACACUGGACAGUCUUUGCAACUCCGUCCUCCCCUCCAGCCUGUCCAUGUUUACCUUCAGCUCCCAGAACUGGUCCGGCCACCAGGCCAGCCAGAUCAUGUGAAGCAGAAUCCUUUGAAGGGGCUAUGGAUGUAGCAGACCCCAGAGCCACAGGGAAUCCCUUCCAGGGCCACUCUGACCCUGGCACUGCCACUGUCUCUGGCUCAGCUACAAAAGGAGGCACACCACAGGCAGCUAUCCUCUGCUGUAGGAGAUCAUUAACUCCCCAGCCUUGUUAAGCCAGCUUCCUUUCUCAGGCCCUUCUUAGCUCAUUUUAUGUUUUUUGUUUUUGAGGGGGUUUCUUUCGGCCGCACUGUGAGGCAUGUGGGAUCUUAGCUCCCUGACUGGGGAUCGAACCGACGCCCCCUGCAGUGGAAGCAUGGAGUCUUAACCACUGGAUGGCCAAGGAAGCCACCUCAUUUUAUGGUCUUGGUUUAUUCUUGGUUGGCAUUUCCUGUGUCUGAGAUAGUGAGAAGAGAAAUGGAGGGAGGAGGGAACAGAUUUUUAAGACUCAAGAAGAGAGAAGAGGCAGUGCCAAAGAAGAAUUUGGCUACAGAUUAAUCAAGAUGAAGAAGAGGAGGAAGAUGAGGAUUAAAAUUCAACUAUCUGGAAUAUUUUGUAUGAGUUCUUGAAUAAAACUUGGGAACAACAACAACAACAACAAGAAGUUCAUGUCUGUCUGAGCAUCUAGGCCACCCUAGUGAGAUUUCAACUUUUAUUUAUUCCACAUUUCCCAGGGCAGAAACGAUUAUUGCUAGAAUCCAAACACCAAGGUCAGCUGCACGUCCGUGAGCCCUACCUGGACCCACUGUGGAGUAAGAGUGCUUCCCUAUGAAUCAUCUUUUGGAGACGAAAUGAAAGGUUUUACACAAAUGUCUACCUGAACAGAAUGUGGUGGUGUUGCAUGGUAGAACAUGGGAUAUCCUUUUUUCUUGCUAUAGAAGUAAACAGCAGAAACUCUGUUCCCCAGACCACAGUCCAUAUUGACUGAGAGCAAACUCAUCAUCUUCCUCUCAUUUAAACAAUGGCUGUGUUGUCCUAGUGCCCAAAGGUCUUCUUAGUUGAACUGGAAAGACUUAAGGGAGAAGCAGCAGAUGGAUGAAAACUUCUAUUCCUUGUGAGUGACUUAGUUCUGCCUUGGUAACUUGGGGUAGAGGCUGCCUCACUUACCUCCCAACAUAAAGUGCAGAUGUUUUAAGGCUGGUUGUAUCCACACUUUGUGCUGAUGUGAAGUUUCCCCCUUCAGUUCCACCAGAAUCUUUAGGCAGUAAAACUAAAAUGGCACCUUUUGCCAGAUGUAGCUGAUACAAACUGUUCAGUGGGCCCACCAUGUACUACUCUGACUCCCUCCUUUUGGGAAAACUGCUCUUCCCUUCUCUCAAGCAUCAGCUUCUCUCUGAAGCUGCCAAUCUCAGUCCCCCAAUCCGCGAUGGGAGAGCAUGUGGCAUAAGUUGGCCAGUGUCAUCACGUCUGCCUGGAAAUGGUGAUUUUGGCAGAGGGGAGAGUAUGUGACCCAGACUGGGCCAAUCUGGUUUGGAGAUGGAGAAGUGGCUGCUCCCAUCCUUUCUCAGGAAAUGAAUGCCAUCGAAGAGAGGCUGAGAGAAUUAGCAGUGAGAAGCAAUGGAGAAACGAAGAGUCCCUCU